Cydia splendana is the source of this 2840-nucleotide messenger RNA. RefSeq lists its product as uncharacterized. Lineage: Eukaryota; Metazoa; Arthropoda; Insecta; Lepidoptera; Tortricidae. The transcript has 4 exons. The record is from RefSeq and is a predicted model, not a curated record. The coding region runs from base 78 to 842 and encodes 254 amino acids.
AAGUUAGUAGAGCUGUGACAGUCGUGGAGAGCGUACGCUGGUUUAGUUUAAUAACGGGGUAAAUUUAUUCAAACAAAAUGCCGAAGAAAUUGAAAACUGUAGUGAAGUCGAUGUACUCGCACGAAAUUCGGAAGGAUGUGAGCCUCGACGACUUGAAGUCACUAAAACUGGAAGAUGCGUGGCCAUUUAUUAGAGACGAAAUUGAAAAAGAAAUCGGUAGCAGCCAAUUGGUUUGUAUUCCGCACAUCACGGAAGCAGACCUCUACAAAUGCACCUCUCUGUUCGUUCCUAACGAAAAAGAAACUAACGGUAAAAUGUUCACGCCGCUUGGAGAAUUGAGCAAGAAUCUUAAUAAGGCAAAAUCUAAUAGCGAUUAUGUGAAAUGGCUGGAACAAGGCAAUUUUCAAGAGGAGGACUUUAAAUUUCCGCAUGAAAGCGUGAAGAUCACACUGCAAGAUGAAACCAUCAAGAACAAAGUGCGGGUGAUCAUGGUCAACUUUACACGCUCCAGUAUCCCCAAGGACAAGCACCUUGAGAACAACAUCUAUCUUGAUGUCAAUAACAAAGAUCUGAAGGGCAAGAAGUCGGUGUACAUGAUCACGAACGUGCUGAUGGCGAAGACGAUCGAGUUCCGCGUGACGCGCGGCACCUCCUCGCGCAUCUUCCACCUCGGCAACCUGUCGCCGCUGGUCUUCGGGCUCGAGGAGUUCCUCAUCGGGGACGACGGCAAGCUCGUCAAGAAGGUACCAGUGACCAUCAAGUCCAAGGCCCUGCGUUGGAAGAAGGUGGACUCCUCGGACCAGCUGUACAUCGUGGGCAAGGACGAAGCCUGCAGUGCUUAAAUUAUUUACAACAUUUAGUAGAAAUGCUUCGGGCUACCUGAAAAGCUCACCACAAGAUAAACUUGCUGCCACAUGAGAUUGCGGGUGUAGCAUGUAAACGUAAAAACUGUUUACCUACUUAUAUAAAAAUCUGCUUAUAGGCGCGACAUUUGGCCUUAUGUUACGUGGAUUUCACGUAUUUUUAAAAGUAGGCUGAUAUUUUAAAGAUGAUUUUCAAAAUCUCUAUACUCGAUAGGUAAAGUAGAAAAAAGUAUUGUGUUAUCAAGGGCAGCCCUAGCAAGACCUUAAAACCUCCAAAACUGGAGCCUUUCGUUUCAGCGCCCCUUUCAAGGCGGCGCCGCUCGCACCGCCCUAGGGUCGGCCUUCGUCGCCAAUGGAUGGGUAUUAGAUAAUUUCUGUUUUAGGAGGUAUUAUCACUUGGCCAAGCCAUGACCUAUUUAUGAUAAUGAAUCACUCAAGGUUUAGAUUAGAUUUUAUCUCAGUUUCGUAGAUGUUUCGAGAUCAUUGAUCUUUAUAUAGUUGCAUCCCAAUUAAAUUAUACUGUAUAAUUUAUACAAAAAUAAUAUGGUUUAUGUGUAAUUUGACAUUCCAAAGUAUGACUCCACAACUUAUAUCAGUGAUGUUAACAAAAAUAACAUUAGGUAUUACCUACAUUUCUUUCUCAAUCCUGUUCUGUGUCAAUGCUUUAUCACACUGGCGUUUUUGGUGGGUGAGAUCGCUGAAAUCGCCAUUGCGAAUAAGGGGUUAUCCGCAGAUGGUCUAGAACGCAAAAUGACUAAUCUCCAAAACGUAAUUCAAGACCAAAAAAAGUAAGAAAAUGUUGCCACUUUACUAGCGCGUCUUGUAUUUAAGUAAAAUUAAGUAAAUAAAAGUACUUUUUUAAAUAGUAGGAGUAAAAUUACUAAUAAAUAAAUUAUCUUUGCGUGAUUAUUUAUCAAAAGGAAUUUACUAUUUUACAAACAAAUUAUUGCAAUGGCAACAUUUUCUUACUUUUUUUGGUCUUGAAUUACGUUUUGGAGUAUAGUGUGUUGUUUUGCCUAAAUCGCAAACGGUCUAGAACGCAAAAUGCCCGAAUUAUUUUUUCCGUUUUAUCUUAACUUUAUAGCGAUGUCAACGGAGCCCUGCUACCGCGGGCUCCUAUUCUUUGCUGUUUGGUCUUCGGCCAUUUGAAGAUACCUAACGAACCUAAUCUACCUAUGUAAAAUGUGGUGAUAUAAAAAGUGGGCAUUUUGCGUUCUAGACCGUUUGCGAUGUAGACUAAUUGCGAUUUAGGCAAAACAAAACACACUAGUCAUUUUGCGUUCUAGACCAUCUGCGGAUAACCCCGAAAAAGUCCGUGUUAAUGGAGUUUAUUAGUAUUCCUAGAUAAUUAAUUAGGGUGUAAAACAAGACCCAGUACUUAACAACUUAGUUACGUUCAGUAUUUAUGAUGUGAUGCUACUUAUACCAAUAGAUAAUUUUACCGCUACCUAAGCUUCUACAAUUCUUUAAAAUAGCAUAUGGUGAUUAAUAUAUACGCUUCACAUAAAGAAGCGAACAUUGUGUUUGCACUUAUUUGAUGUGGAUGAUCUAAAUUUGUGUGCAUUUUCUAGGACUUCUGUAAGUAUUGAUGUGGCCAGUCUCCCUGAGUAUGUAUUUUAUAGACGAACUAUAAUUUGAUAGUGUUUUCACCACCUGCAUUGUGAUACUUUUAGUUGUAACUAUCUGGAUAGGUACAUGUUUUCAAUGUUAAAUUUGAUUUAUGGAAAGAUAGCGUAUUCCUAGAUGAAUGAAGCAAAUAAACAAAUGAUUAUUGAAGUAUUUAUAAUGAUUUUUUUACCCUGUGACUAUUUAUUGUGAUGUCAAUGUAAUUUGAUUCUAAAUGUAUAAUUUAUUUAGUAUUUUAAUAUUGUGACCAUCUACACAAUUAUCAGGCUAUCAUAUUAAAUGUUUUAUCACAUUUGUAUCUUUAAGAAAUGUUUUAAAUUUAAAUAAACUAUAUGUUGACAUAAUGAGAAA